CACCACGAUGUCCGAGACAUACUGGCCCAAGAAUGCAGACCUUCUUUUGCCCGACAGAGAAUGGAGGCUGAACAUUACAGCUCCACACCAGUGCUAGAGCCCUUCUUGGACAAGAACACUCAUCCGAAUGAACAAAUAUUCCAAUAUCCCCCACCGUUUGGUUUCCUGGACAUGAAGAACCAGCUUCAGGAGAUCCUGGACCUCCUACCAGCCUCCUCUGAGGAGAGACGUGGAGGGAGGGACUGUUGUCGAUGUCUAGUGAUUGGAAAUGGAGGAAUACUGAAAGGACUAGGACUCGGACCUCUUUUUAACCAGUUUGAUACCAUCAUCAGAUUGAACAGUGGUCCUGUGCGAGGUUUCAGCGCAGACGUUGGGAACCGCACCUCUAUCAGGAUGAGUUAUCCUGAGGGCUCCCCGAAGGUCUGGGAAGACAUGGAUUCAGAUCUUAGAUUUGUGGCUGUGAUCUAUAAGUCUGUCAACUUCCACUGGCUUCGUGCGAUGAUUACCAAGACGUCCGUUUCGCUGUGGGACUGGCUGUGUUUCUGGCAGAAUGUGCCGGUGAGUCUCCCGCUCAAGGCCUCUCAGUUCCGUCUGCUGAAUCCAGAGAUUAUUAGAGAGACAGCUUUGGAUCUGCUUCACUAUCCCAGUGUUAGAGAGCGCCUCUCGAGCUGGGACCAGAAUGUCCCUACUUUAGGAGUGUCUGCACUCAAUCUGGCAACAUACCUGUGUGAUGAGGUGAGCUUAGCAGGCUUUGGCUAUAACCUCAGCCAGAAAGACGCUCCUCUCCAUUACUACGACCACAGACUCAUGACAUCCAUGCUAAAGGAAGCCAUGCAUGACGUUCAGACCGAGACGGUUUUCCUCAAGCGUCUGGUAACGUCUGGCAGUAUUACUGACCUCACGGGAGGAAUCCACUGCAACUUCUGUUCAAGAUGACUGUCUUGACUCCAGAUGACUGAGAGGGACAGACUCUCACAGUGGCACGUGUGAGGAAUAAUUCAGGAAAGUGAGGGAAUAACUGAAAACAGUCAUUGACACACUACGAAUGAAGCACUGCUGAGUAUUUUACCAUCUUUAAAGCUGUGAUGCUGAUGCUCUGGCUGUUCUGUUUUUUAUCAAAGCAAGGCCAAUCACAAAAAGAUUAAGGUUUUAGAUUAAACAUUUAAUUCAUUCAUUUUUAGUGUCUUUUGUUUUAAAAAGCUAUU
Messenger RNA from Sinocyclocheilus anshuiensis, 1205 nucleotides. RefSeq names its product lactosylceramide alpha-2,3-sialyltransferase-like. The record is from RefSeq and is a predicted model, not a curated record. Gene Ontology annotation, molecular function: lactosylceramide alpha-2,3-sialyltransferase activity. NCBI's taxonomy places the organism in Eukaryota, Metazoa, Chordata, Actinopteri, Cypriniformes, Cyprinidae.